UGGAAGGGCGACUUUUAUCCACGAUUCUUAACCUCAAAACUCGUGCGCGGCAAUACUUCACAUUCAACGACAACAAAGACCGACUAAUUACGCAUGCUUUAAAGAAAUAGACGACAAAAUGUUUUUACAGUGUACCCAACAUGCGCACAAUCACGGUUGCUUCAAAUUCCCGUUUUUAAAGUACUCUUACGAAACUCAAAAAGUGUCUGGAGUUUGUUAGUGAUUUUUGCUCCACAAAAAGUGCGAUGUUAAACUCAAAAGAUUUUGGUCUUUUGAGGAAAAUACUAAGACUAUCUGUAUUCAUGUACGUCACCAGAAUACUGGAUUGGACCGUUUUGGCAUACCACGAAGACUGGAUCACGUCCAAUCGGCAUCACGCGACACACUCAAUUGGAAACAUUACAGUUUCGGCUGGAAAGGAGGCCAUGUUUGCUUGCACUGUCAAUAUCUCGGGAAGAUAUAAGGUGGCCUGGGUCAGAGCAGAAGAUCAAACGAUCCUGAGUCUCGGCGGAAAAGUCGUCACGCACAACAAUCGUAUUUCCGUCACGUUCGACAACCUGAAAACGUGGCAACUGCGCAUCAGGCAAGUCAGGGAGUCCGAUCGGGGCUGUUACCUGUGUCAAGUGAACACUAACAUGAUGAAGAUUCAGAAGGGAUGUCUCGACGUCAAUGUCCCGCCUGACAUAGAAAACGAAAACACAAGCGGCGACAUGUCAGCGUCCGAGGGAGACAACGCGACUCUCUGGUGUAAAGCUUCGGGCCAUCCGUCCCCGCGGAUUUUGUGGAGACGUGAGGACGGAGAGCCCAUCAUCGUCCGACGGGGAUUCAGAAAUUAUUCGCGAGUCGAAUCCUACAACGGGAGCAGCCUUCAUUUCUGGCGAGUUGACAGAACGCAAAUGGGCACAUAUUUGUGCAUCGCAAUCAACGACGUACCACCUGCGGUUAGCAAACGGGUCGCUCUGAACGUCAAUUUUCCUCCGACGAUUAAAGUGCCAAAUCAACUACUGGGUGCCCCACUAAGCACGGAUGUUCAGCUGGAAUGUUACGUAGAAGCAUUUCCGAACACCAUCAACUACUGGGUUAAAAACCGAAGCGAAAUGCUCCUUAACGGUACCAAAUACGUGGUAAGGGAAGAAAGAAGCGGAUACAGGGUAUUCAUGUGGCUGAUUAUCAAAUCUUUCGCCGCCAGAGAUGUCGGGACUUACAACUGCGUGUCCACAAACUCCUUGGGGAGAGCUGAAGGCACGCUCAGGCUUUACGAGAUAAAGGUGGGUUCUGGAACAUCGACCACCAAACACGGUAAAGAUUUAAUAGGAGGUGUAGCGGAGCCAGCGAGGGGACAGCAUCCAAAAAAUGCGAACUCCAGUUUAAGAAGCAGAAGCUUCUCGCAGUUAUUGUUGUUUUUCACCAUAUAUAUUAUCCCGAGAUGACCCGACUGAAUCGAGUGAGCGCUAAUCGUAUAUUUAAAAUGUAAUGUAAAUACGCAUACCAAUUAAUUCACUUGAGAUCUCUCGAGUUCAGUAUAGUGCUUUCGCAAUUAAACCGUUUUGACCUGAACAGUUCAACUUUUUCGGACACUUUUUCUUACGUAUUUCGCUUUAUUUUCUGUCGCAUAGAAUUCGUCCAACCAAAAUUACCCUCUCCGAAGUUUUGAUUUCCAAUCAGCCUUCAAAGAAGGGAACUAUGCUUGUCUCUGAAAGGUAAAUAAAUAAUUACUAUAGAUUUUUUCGGUCCUUUGAGGAUGGGUUUAAGCUUUAGACUAAAAACAGAUGAUUGAUUUUUGGCAAUGAAGUAAGAUACAAAGAAAAGUCAAGAGACUUCAAAGUUUCAGUUUUAGCUAAUACAUUUUUGCUGUGAAAUAACGUAGCCACUGAACUAAAUAAUUCUAAUCUACUACUGUGCAUAUGAACUUAUUUUAAAUCGGUGUGUUUCACCAUUAACGGCCACAGGCUUUUUUAUAUGAAGAGUCUCUGAAGCAGGUUGUGUUAAAAAUAAUAAAAAAUUAUUGCCUGUGAAGCUUAUUGUGACACAUCCUGUAUACACUUAAGUAACACCUUAUAUAAAUAAAAAAAACAAACGUUCCUGUACUUAGAAAGUUGUUUCCACUGAAUUCUAGCAUUCGAACCAGUUUUCUCACGAGACAAACACUUCCCAUUUGACCAUUAUAAAGGGUGUUCCGAAAUUAAUGUACUAUGUCCGGAAACGCCCUCUUUCCAAGCAGGGGAAGACAUUUUUUAGUACCUGUAUUACUUUCGCUUUUUGUCAAUGAAAACAAACAUUAUUUGAAACAUUUUUGUUUUUGUUUUGGUUGGUUUUGGUUAUGGUAAAAAGUAAAAAGAUCAAAUUUGUUCCCAAUUAAAUGACGUCACUGGCAAAGUUCUUUGAAAAAUUGAUUUCGUAACACCCUGUAUGAUAGAAGAUAAUUCCAGUUGUACAUUUUGUAAAUUGGAUUGCUGGAAAACCGUUAAAAUUAAUGUAUAAGCAUGUAUAGAUGUGAGUACCUACUCUUUGAUGUAAUGGGUUACCCUGCGCAUCGCAUAUGAUCUUCGAGCACACUCACGUUUCCAAAAAACUUGGUACAGCCCAAAGUAUGAAGUAUUAAUUUCGGGAAUUUUGAUGUGAAUAAAUUAGUAAAGACGGGUGCGGUAAGAUCAUUUUCAUACCUGUAUAAAUUUUAAAUUAAAUUAAAUUUAAAAUUUAAACAGUUCAAUGAGUUUUUUAACCUAAUUUACGGGAUAUUUUAAUAUCUCCAUAACUGUUUAUUUUAUAGCAAAGUUUUGAAUGCAACAAUUGUUUGUAUGAACGCGCUUCAUGCAAUAAGACACAGAUCCUAACUUUAUUUAGUAUUUCCUGUUUUUUGUAUUCGUAUUAGGUAGAAUACAAUUUAUUUCAUACAAUGUCUGAUAGAUAACUUUAGGCGUUCUAUACAGGGUAGUUCAUUACUAUCAAUAUAUGAAAUAUGACAUUUUCUUAGAUACUGUCACAUAUUUAUAGAAUAGCAAUUAUUUUCGUCUCAUGUAGCACAUUCAUACAAACAAAUUUGGAAGAUUUAAAAGAAUGUCACAAUAGUACCCUGUAUAAUUGUUAGUAAA
Cylas formicarius (sweet potato weevil) is the source of this 3092-nucleotide messenger RNA. Its product is annotated as lachesin-like. The record is from RefSeq and is a predicted model, not a curated record. The coding region runs from base 246 to 1430 and encodes 394 amino acids. Gene Ontology annotation, cellular component: neuron projection. NCBI's taxonomy places the organism in Eukaryota, Metazoa, Arthropoda, Insecta, Coleoptera, Brentidae. The transcript has 9 exons.